GGCAACUCUUAGGGGUCCUUCCAGGGUGUCUGUGUAAACAGGCACAGUGCAGGACAGCCACUAAGGGUCCUUACACGCAGGACUGGUUUCCAUGACAACAAUGUAACUUUCUCACCAACAUGGAGAUAGUGAGAUGAAGUUGGACACAUUAGAGGAGUCCCCGGAUAUAAUGUGACGGAGGAGGCGACAGCAGAGAGUUCUCCAGCAACAGAGGAGGCGACAGCAGAGCGUUCUCCAGCAACAGAGGAGGCGACAGCAGAGAGAAUCCCCAGCAACAGAGGAGGCGACAGCAGAGAGAAUCCCCAGCAACAGAGGAGGUGACAGCAGAGAGAAUCCCCAGCAACAGAGGAGGUGACAGCAGAGAGAAUCCCCAGCAACAGAGGAGGCGACAGCAGACAGAAUCCCCAGCAACAGAGGAGGCGACAGCAGAGAGUUCUCCAGCAACAGAUGAGGCGACAGCAUAGAAGAGAAUCCCCAGCAACAGAGGAGGUGACAGCAGAGAGAAUCCCCAGCAACAGAGGAGGUGACAGCAGAGAGAAUCCCCAGCAACAGAGGAGGCGACAGCAGACAGAAUCCCCAGCAACAGAGGAGGCGACAGCAGAGAGUUCUCCAGCAACAGAUGAGGCGACAGCAUAGAAGAGAAUCCCCAGCAACAGAGGAGGUGACAGCAGACAGAAUCCCCAGCAACAGAGGAGGCGACAGCAGACAGAAUCCCCAGCAACAGAGGAGGUGACAGCAGUGAAGUCUCCAGCGAUGGAGGAGGUGACAGCAGAGAGCACUCCAGCAACAGAAGAGAUGUCCGGCCAUCUCUUCUGCACAGCGGUCAGCGAGGAGAAGCUGCAAGAAGCGCGUCGGAAAUCGCAGAGAAGGGUAUUCGGCUCCAGCCGAGCGUUUCUGGCCUUGGAUGUCAAACCCCAUCAGUCCCAUCCCUACCAGGAGAUUGUACAGGGGAGGAUGGAGGAGCACUCUGAGCGAGGCCGGCACUUCCUGUCACAGGGGGGAUGGGAGAAAGCCGUCAUCUCUUUCACCAAAGCUAUAAAUCUGUGUCCGGAAAAGAUGGAGCUCUACGUCAAGAGAGCCGAAGCGUUUCUGCAGCUCGGCGACUUCCAGUCUGCAGCUGUCAACCUUCAGAAAGCCUGUUCUGGACCCGACCCCCCGGGAGAGAACAUCGAACUGCUGGCAACCACAUACUACCUGCAGGGACAGAGCCUGUUGGAGCAGAUGUGUCCUAUGGAUGCCAUGGAGUGCUUCACCCGAGCUGCGGAGCUCCAGCCACAGAACAGACAUUAUCACAUGCACAGUAUCUGCUGCCUGGCUGCUUUGGGAAGAUACGCAGAAUGCAUCGGCCUUAUCAAUAAACAACUGGAAGAGGAACAAGGCAAUCCCGAUUUAUACAUUGUGCGGUCCAGGCUCUAUGAUCACCUCAAUAAGACCACGCUGACCUAUCAGGACACACAGAGGGCUCUGUUACUGGACCCGCAGCACCGGGAAGCCAUAAAAAUGAAAGACAAGAUGGCAGCGAAAGCAGAAGAGGCCAGGGAUAAAGCUGUGAAUUUGGCUGUACAGGGGCAGCUGCCAGACGCCCUGAAGAAAAUUUCUUAUGCCAUAGAGAACAACCCAUCCGCAGCCAGAUAUCGCAUCUUCCGGGGCAUAGUGUACAGGAAGUUGAAGGAUUUCAGCCCGGCGGUGGAUGACUUUGUACGGGCCAUGCAGCUUUGUAAUACGGAGAGCGGACCGGACUUCCAAGACACCCAGCUUCAUACGGAGGCCGAGACCCAACUAAUUCUCACCUACAAUGACUUUGCUGUACAUUGUUACAUGAAAGGGUUCUACCAAGAUGGCGUCCUGCUACUGAACAAAGCUCUGAAACGGGAAAAAAAUAAGAAAGAACUUUACAUCAACCGAGGAGAUUGCUUUCUCCAGCUGGGGGAGGCGACCUUUGCCCUGGCGGAUUACCAGCAGGCGUUGGAGUUGGAUGAUGGGGAUUGGGAUGUGAGGACUCGUAUAGCGAAUCUCCUGGAUGAUCUGGGGUCGCAGGCUCAUCGCAUGAGGCAGUACCAGCAGGCCGAGCGCCACUUCUCAGAAGCCAUAAAGAAGAACCCGCUCCUGCCUCAGCUGUAUCUCCACCGGGCGCAACUGAGACGUCAGCUGCCCAACGACGCGGAUUGCCAAGAAGACGCCGUCACCUCCAUCCUUCUGAACCCGAAAAGCAAUGAGGUGUCACCCACACUAAUGACCUUCUUCCCCGGGAAGUCUCUGGAGGAGGUUCUACACGGCACACUGGCCACCAGAGCUCGCCAUCUACUGGAGAGAAGCCUGAAGACUCUGCCCAAUGAGAAGAGGACGUGUGAGCCGCCCCCCCUUCAGGAAUCAUUGGGAACAUCGCUCCACCCAAUCGGAGCUGAACUCUCACUGCAUGCUUCCUUCUCCAUUGCUCCCCAGGCCACGCCCCCAACUAAGUGGAGUCUUUAAUAAAUCUAAACCAUAGUGGUCUGGAGGGGACGGUCAGAAUACAGUCCGAGAAAUACCAUGGUUAAAGUUAAAAUAGGAGGUGGGAACGGCCUAUGGAGACCCUUGGAUCCCUGAACUUCUUUUUU
Molecule: messenger RNA, 2597 nt
Organism: Rana temporaria (common frog)
Lineage: Eukaryota; Metazoa; Chordata; Amphibia; Anura; Ranidae
Gene: TTC16
Product: tetratricopeptide repeat domain 16
Exons: 12
Coding region: 754-2472 (572 amino acids)
Molecular function (GO): protein binding
Source: RefSeq, a predicted model, not a curated record